Populus euphratica (Euphrates poplar) is the source of this 1116-nucleotide messenger RNA. RefSeq lists its product as uncharacterized. The transcript has 2 exons. The record is from RefSeq and is a predicted model, not a curated record. The coding region runs from base 481 to 1041 and encodes 186 amino acids. Lineage: Eukaryota; Viridiplantae; Streptophyta; Magnoliopsida; Malpighiales; Salicaceae.
ACGAGCAGCCCAGAUGCAACGAUCACUUGGCAAAAUGGCAAUUAGGAUCUGAUUGCUGCGAAGAAUAACUCAGAGAAAGUGAGUAGGAGAGGAGACCUGAAGGGUCACAGAACAGUAGCCAGAUGGAAAAUUGAAAGUGUCAACUCAUGCGUGCAAAGAGCCCAAAAAGAAAAAAGAAAACCUCCUAAGUUGCUCGAGUCAAAGAUUUCACUCAUGAAAAUGCUUACCUCAAUCUCUCCGAACAUUCCACGUAUGGAUAGAACUGAUCCAAACCAGUAACGCCCGCGCAUCAUUCUCACCUCCACAUCACGCUCUUGGCCUCGAAAAUGGUUCCCGAAAACCGUCGCUCACCUCCACGUAACAUCACCUUCCAAAUGAACCCAAGAAAAUCUGUAGAAAUUCAUAAAGGAAACCCGAGUAUACUAAUCGCCUGGAACAGAAAACCUAUACUAAAACUAAAUACAAAAGCAAUCUCCCAUAAUGCCUCUCCAACGCCCCAAUUUAUUGAGACUAUUGAACUGCUUCUCUGCUACUAGUACUCUGUUAAUCUUACUACCCUUUCUUCUUCCAUGUAUUUUCUUUGGCUUCGUUUUCAUUAUAUUUCUUUUCGUUUUAAUUUUACCAUUCUUCUGUAGUUUUAUAUCCUCUUGCCUCAUCUUUAAGGUUGUAUCUCUAGAAAUGAAGUAUAUCCCAUUUUUUGGGACGAAAUUUGGAACCACUAGGUCCAGGACUGUUGGAGGAGACUCAAAGUAUUAUAUGAUUGCUGAUCAUGAAAUGGUCGAUGAUCUGGGCCUCAAAGAUAAGGAAGGUAGCUUUAUGGUAGACGCUAGUUUGGAGCUUCCAUCUUUCGAUGAAUCUGAAGAGGAGAAACACAAAAAACAAGAAGAUGAUCCAGAGGUGGAUGGAAGAGAGAAGCUGUGCACGUAUCAGGAGUACUCUUGGCAAAUUCUGGUACCAAAAUCUUGUACCAGAAAGGAAGAACACAAGACGUUUUUUGAACUCCUGUCCUUUUGGAGAAAGAAAGAGAAAGGAGAGAUAUAGAAGAUAUUUGGAUUAAAUUUGGUAAAUCUCAGCUCUCAGGAAUCGACAGAAGAUAUUUGGAUUAAAUUGGGUAAA